Apus apus (common swift) is the source of this 1925-nucleotide messenger RNA. RefSeq names its product TLR adapter interacting with SLC15A4 on the lysosome-like. The record is from RefSeq and is a predicted model, not a curated record. The transcript is spliced from 3 exons. NCBI's taxonomy places the organism in Eukaryota, Metazoa, Chordata, Aves, Apodiformes, Apodidae. The coding region runs from base 200 to 1108 and encodes 302 amino acids. Gene Ontology annotation, biological process: regulation of toll-like receptor signaling pathway.
GGAGGCUGAGGGGAGACCUCAUCAGUCUCUACAACCACCUGAAAGACACAGCAGUGAAGAAAGACUAUGUAAGAAACCACCCUCUUACAGCAGCUGUAGUAGGGGAGUUCUGGGCUGUGUGAUUAUCCACCUCUCUUACCCUGCUGGGAUUGGACUCCAUGGAACUCUGGUGAUUAGACUGUUCCUCACACUUGUCAUCAUGUUGGCAGAAGGCAUCUUAACUAGACUCAUCUAUAAAGAAAGCUGUCAGCAAGAUAAGCCUCGCAGAUCUCCUGCAUCCAAGAAGGACAAAGAGAGAAUCUGGAGAGAGAAACUUGUAGACAGCCCCAAAAUUAAAGGCUUUGCUGGUGGCCUGGAGGAGCAGGAUGAGAUCUCUGCUAGAAACAGCAAAAUGGAACGUGGGAGUGGUUCUCAGGGGAGAUCUGGGAAAGAGGUACCUGCCAAAGAGCUUGUGAAAGGAGCCACAUCAACAGCUUUGCCUAUCCCCUGGAGAGAGCAAAGCCUUGAGCAGCUGGAUCUCUAUAGAUCCUGCUCCUGUUCCUGCAUUUACCAGAACUAUCCUGACCUGCACAUCGGGGGACACCACGUGGGGGACCACGCGUGUGACUCGGGGUGUGUUUUGGACCAAGCGUGUGAUGAACUUCCUGAUGGGCCCGUUUUACUGUCCAUAGAUAUUCCUCUAGGUGAAUCCCCCCUAUGUGAGCAUCCCCAAAAGGCACAUGCAAGGUCCCUGGCUGGAGAUGAAGCUGGAGAAAAGAGCAUCGUGCUCUGUGAGGAGCCUCUUUCAAACUCUGUGCUCAACAAGUACAUGGAAAGAAAAGUGGCAGAGCUCUACAAACAGGUUUUUGAAGAACACUUGGCCAGGUGUGGUUCUGUAACAAACCUCCUCAUGUGCAGCUUGAUAAGGAAUAACCUCAAUCAGAUAAGCUUUCAGAUAUCCCAGGAGAUAGAAACCUCCAAAGCCAGAGAGGUGCUCUUGCACUCCUUGGCUUUGUUUAGUUUCCACAACACUGCCAGUAGAAGCAGCUCUGAGCUCAGUACUCCCAACUUACAGAUCUCCAACCCAGCAGCUGUGAGGAAGAGCUGCAGGGUGCAGGUCACCUCCUGACUGACCUGCUGAGGAAGACAACUUGGAUACAAAUAUUUCACUCUGAGGGUUAGGUUGGGAAAUGAAAACCAUUUGCACACUACAGACCUUUCCAAAUGACUGUUUUAAGGCUCAAACCCUACUUUGUUAGCAGAGGAAGUAAAAGGUCACUGGGACUGGAACAGGCUGCCCAGAGAUGUUGUGGGGGCUCCAUCCCUGGCAGUGUUGAAGGGCAGGUUGGAUGGGGCUUGGAGCAGCCUGGGCUGGUGGGAGGUGUCCCUGCCCAUGCAGGGGAGUUGGAACCAGAUGAUCUUGAAGGUCCCUUCCAACUCAAAAAGUGUUGUGAUUCUGUUUUCUUCUAAUAGAGAAUUUGAAUGGAUUUCUCUCUAAAAUGCUACUCAACUCUGUUUUCAUAAUGUGUAUGUGCUCCUCCUAAGACUUGGGCUGUAUGACUAUCUGUACUCAGGUGCCAUUGGAUUUACUCCAGCAAGGAAAAUCAGCCAAGGUGUGUGCUGGUAAAACUGUGCUCCAAGAGACUGCUCCACCCAGCCUGGAAGUAGAAGAGCCAAAUUGUCUUUGUGGGACUUUGCAUUGGGCUGUAUGGUUGAAGCCAAAGUUCUGGAUGUUCACAUUCACCUUUUGCUCCUGCAAAGCUGGAUCCCAGUGGCUGAGGGAAUAUUUCUUAGGUUGGAAAGUCCCAUCAGCAGAUGGAGAUCUUCAGGACUCUGCAGUGUUUUGCAUACAUUGUCAUACACAGGAAACAAGACACGUGCAUGAGGACACUGAUACUUGCACCUUCUUGCUGCAUGGGUGCAGGACAUGGCAGUCUAGGUGAAAU